Molecule: messenger RNA, 2754 nt
Organism: Pediculus humanus corporis (human body louse)
Lineage: Eukaryota; Metazoa; Arthropoda; Insecta; Psocodea; Pediculidae
Product: alpha-actinin-4, putative
Exons: 15
Coding region: 1-2754 (917 amino acids)
Biological process (GO): muscle cell development; actin cytoskeleton organization
Cellular component (GO): Z disc; cell projection; plasma membrane
Molecular function (GO): calcium ion binding; actin filament binding
Source: RefSeq, a predicted model, not a curated record
AUGGUUGAUUAUAUUGGAAAUAAUAUAGACCAUCAAUAUGGCGACGGAUACAUGGAGCAAGAAGAAGAAUGGGAAAGAGAGGGAUUACUCGACCCGGCGUGGGAAAAGCAACAGAAAAAGGUCCCUUGGGGUAAUUCUCACCUUAAAAAAGCUGGAACCGCCAUUGAAAAUAUCGAAAAAGAUUUUCGAAACGGUUUGAAACUCAUGUUGCUUUUAGAAGUGAUCUCUGGAGAAACACUUCCAAAGCCUGAUCGUGGUAAAAUGAGAUUUCACAAAAUUGCCAACGUCAACAAAGCCCUGGAUUUUAUUGCCAGCAAAGGUGUUAAAUUGGUGUCCAUAGGAGCCGAGGAAAUCGUCGAUGGAAACCUGAAGAUGACUUUAGGUAUGAUUUGGACAAUUAUUUUAAGAUUUGCCAUUCAAGAUAUAAGCGUCGAAGAGAUGACUGCAAAAGAAGGUUUAUUGCUUUGGUGUCAAAGGAAAACGGCUCCUUACAAAAAUGUCAACGUUCAAAAUUUUCAUCUCAGCUUUAAAGACGGUUUGGCUUUUUGCGCUCUCAUUCAUCGGCACAGACCAGAUCUCAUCGACUAUAACAAACUUUCUAAAGAUAAUCCUUUAGAAAAUUUGAACACGGCUUUCGAUGUUGCUGAAAAGUAUUUAGAUAUUCCGAGAAUGUUGGAUCCAGAAGAUUUGAUCAACACACCAAAACCCGACGAACGAGCUAUUAUGACUUACGUCUCCUGCUAUUAUCAUGCUUUUCAAGGCGCUCACCAGCCGGAUGAAAGAGUCGUCAUGACUUACGUUUCAUCUUAUUAUCACACAUUCUCCGGAAAGCAAAAGGCUGAAACAGCUGCAAAUCGAAUUUGUAAAGUACUUAAGGUCAACCAAGAGAAUGAACGUCUGAUGGAAGAAUAUGAAAGACUUGCAAGCGACCUAUUGGAAUGGAUUAAAAGAACUAUGCCGUGGUUGGAAUCGAGGCAAACAGACAAUUCUCUGGCUGGGGUUCAAAAGAAACUCGAAGAAUACAGGACCUAUCGUAGAAAGCAUAAACCCCCUAGGGUAGAACAAAAAGCGAAACUCGAAACGAAUUUUAACACUCUUCAAACAAAAUUGCGACUAAGUAAUCGUCCGGCGUACAUGCCAACUGAGGGUAAAAUGGUAAAAGAUAUUGCCAAUGCUUGGAAAGGAUUAGAAACUGCUGAAAAAUCCUUCGAAGAAUGGUUACUGUCUGAAAUGAUGAGAUUAGAGCGUUUAGAGCAUUUAGCUCAGAAAUUUAAGCAUAAAGCGGAUAUUCACGAAGACUGGACAAGAGGGAAAGAAGAAAUGCUUCAAUCUCAAGAUUUCAGACAGUGUAAACUCAACGAGCUCAAAGCUUUAAAAAAAAAACAUGAAGCCUUUGAAAGUGACUUAGCUGCUCAUCAAGACCGAGUCGAACAAAUCGCUGCUAUAGCUCAAGAGUUGAAUUCUUUAGACUAUCAUGACAGUGCAUCUGUAAACGCUCGCUGUCAAAGGAUUUGCGAUCAAUGGGAUAGAUUGGGAAGUCUUACUCAGCGCCGUUGUCAAGCUCUUGAUGAAGCUGAAAGAAUCCUUGAAAAGAUUGAUAUUUUACAUCUUGAAUUUGCUAAAAGAGCUGCGCCGUUCAACAACUGGCUGGAUGGCACGAGGGAAGAUCUUGUCGAUAUGUUUAUAGUACAUACAAUGGAAGAAAUCCAAGGAUUGAUUGAUGCUCAUAAUCAAUUUAAAGCUACUUUGGGAGAAGCCGACAAAGAGUAUAAUUCUAUCGUCGGACUCGUUAGAGAAGUUGAAACUAUCGUCAAACAAUAUCAAAUACCCGGAGGAUUGGAAAAUCCUUACACCGCUCUUACAGCUAAUGAUUUGGUUAAAAAAUGGUCAGAAGUAAAACAAUUAGUUCCACAAAGAGAUCAAACCCUUCAAGCUGAAUUUAGAAAACAACAAAAUAAUGAAAUGGUGAGAAGGCAAUUUGCGGAAAAGGCUAAUCAAGUCGGUCCUUGGAUCGAAAGACAAAUGGAUGCCGUCACUGCCAUCGGUAUGGGUCUUCAAGGUUCGCUCGAAGAUCAAUUGCAUAGAUUAAAAGAAUACGAGCAAGGCGUUUAUGCUUAUAAGCCGCACAUCGAGGAAUUAGAAAAAAUACAUCAGGCCGUGCAAGAAGGAAUGAUUUUCGAAAAUAGGUACACUCAGUACACAAUGGAAACUCUUAGAGUCGGUUGGGAACAGUUACUAACGUCCAUCAAUAGAAAUAUUAACGAAGUCGAAAAUCAAAUACUAACGAGAGACUCGAAAGGAAUCACGCAAGAUCAAUUAAAUGAAUUCCGAAGUUCCUUCAAUCAUUUUGAUAAGAAUCGUACUGGUCGCCUCGCUCCCGAAGAAUUGAAAAGCUGUUUAGUUAGCCUUGGUUAUUCCAUCGGCAAAGACAGACAGGGAGAAAUCGAUUUUCACCGUAUUUUGGCCGUCGUAGAUCCGAACAACAGCGGUUACGUAACGUUUGAUGCCUUUUUAGAUUUCAUGACUAGAGAGUCCACCGACACGGAUACCGCCGAACAAGUAAUCGAUUCUUUCCGUAUUUUAGCGGGAGAUAAGCCUUAUAUUCUUCCCGAUGAGUUGAGGAGAGAAUUGCCACCGGAUCAAGCUGAGUAUUGUAUCAAACGGAUGCCGCCCUACAAAGGACCCAAUGGUGUUCCCGGAGCAUUAGAUUACAUGUCUUUCUCUACAGCACUGUAUGGCGAAUCAGAUUUGUAA